AUGCGGACGGUGGGCUCUAUCGCUGCCUCUGCCAUCAUCUUCCCGGGAAUCGCGCAAGCCGCCGGCAAUUACAAGCUGAAACACUCCUGGGAGGGCGAGAAGAUCCUGGAUCACUUUCACCUUUUCGAUGCCCCCGACCCCACCAAUGGCUUCGUCACCUAUGUCAACCAAAGCCAUGCAGAGGAUGCCGGCCUUUUAAAAGUCACCGACAGUGGAAGCCUUUAUAUGGGCGUCGACUAUGAAUCAGUUCUCACGGCUGAUGGCCCAGGCCGUGAGUCUGUCCGUAUCGAGAGCAACGAGUACUACGACCAGGGUCUCUAUGUCGUCGACAUCCAGCACAUGCCAGGCAGUAUCUGUGGUACAUGGCCUGCCUUUUGGACAGUCGGCCCCAACUGGCCAACCGACGGUGAGAUUGAUAUCAUUGAAGGCGUCAACCAGCACGAUGCGAACAAGAUCGUCCUGCACACCAGUGGCUCGUGCGAUGUCGGCGGCGAGAAGGAUAUGUUGGGCGAGAUGACAUCGAGCGAGUGCGGUGAUGCAUCAGGCACUAUUGGGUGCGUGGUCAAGGGCCAGAAGGGCUCUUCCGGCACACCCUUUAACAAGGGCGGUGGUGGUGUCUAUGCCAUGGAAUGGCAGGAGGAGUACCUCAAGAUCUGGUACUUCCCGCGAUCUGAGAUCCCCGAGUCCCUUUCCACCGGCAAGCCAGACGUUUCGUCGUUCGGCAAGCCCAUGGCCCACCUGCAGGGCUCGUGCAACUUCAAAGAGCGCUUCACCCACCAGAAGAUGAUCCUUGACACCACCUUCUGCGGUGACUGGGCCGGCGGUGUUUUCGGUGACAGCGGCUGCCCUAUCAGCGACGCGAGCGACCCCAUGGGGAGCUGUGUCAACUACGUGGCGGAGAACCCUAAGGAGUUCAAGAACGCAUACUGGGAGCUCAACUCCAUCAAGAUUUUCCAG
Messenger RNA from Aspergillus versicolor CBS 583.65, 957 nucleotides. RefSeq names its product putative GPI anchored endo-1,3(4)-beta-glucanase (gene eng2). Gene Ontology annotation, molecular function: hydrolase activity, hydrolyzing O-glycosyl compounds. NCBI's taxonomy places the organism in Eukaryota, Fungi, Ascomycota, Eurotiomycetes, Eurotiales, Aspergillaceae. Gene Ontology annotation, biological process: glucan catabolic process. The record is from RefSeq and is a predicted model, not a curated record. The transcript has a single exon. The annotation marks the transcript as partial.